Messenger RNA from Leptinotarsa decemlineata (Colorado potato beetle), 1164 nucleotides. RefSeq names its product anoctamin-3. Gene Ontology annotation, cellular component: plasma membrane. Gene Ontology annotation, molecular function: protein dimerization activity; chloride channel activity. Gene Ontology annotation, biological process: chloride transmembrane transport. NCBI's taxonomy places the organism in Eukaryota, Metazoa, Arthropoda, Insecta, Coleoptera, Chrysomelidae. The record is from RefSeq and is a predicted model, not a curated record.
CAACUAUCUUCAUGGAGUUCUGGCAAAGAAAUCAGUCUGUACUCCAAUUAGUUUGGAAUGUGAAGUCACUCGAAAAUGAAACAAUGUUGAGGCCGGAAUAUAUAGAAAAUGCUAAACGAAUGAAAUAUUCUCCAGUAACAGAAACAAAUGAGCCAUAUAUAAAUAGAAGAGUAAUUUGCUUGGGAUACACCAUAACUUUAUUUUCAUUGCUUCUCAUGUUGUUUCUGGUUAUACUAGGCGUUCUUGGUGUUAUGAUUUACAGAAUAAGCGUCGAUAUGAUGUUAAUUCGAAGUAGUAAAGAUGAAAUCAUCAUAGAAAAUACAAGAGUUAUCGCGGCCGUUACCGGAGCAUGCAUGAACGCUACAUUCAUAUUCAUUUUCAGGGCUAUUUUCAAAAUUCUGGCUUUGAAGCUGACCAAUCUGGAAAAUCAUAGAACUCAGCAAGAAUACGAUAAUUCGUUCAUAUACAAGAGUUACUCUCUAGCAUUCGUCAACAACUACUCAGCAGUUUUUUAUAUAGCAUUUUUCAAAGGACGAUUUUUCACUCAUCCUGGUGAUAUGAAUGUAUGGACUGAUUUGGGAGGUUUGGGAUCAGACAUAUGUGCUCCAACUGGUUGUAUUUUGGAUCUUAGUAUCUCACUGAUGAUCAUCAUGAUGUCGAAAAUCAUAGUAAGCAACUUCACCCAAAAUAUUGGUGGAUCGUUACAAUAAGUUCAAAGCUAAGGUUGAGUUCACAGCUGAUUUGCCGUUAUAUGAAAAAGAAUAUUUCAUGCCUCCUACCGAACAAUACUUUCUGGUGGACGAGUACUUGGACAUGGUGAUACAGUAUGGUUUUGUGGUAUUUUUCGUAGCUGGUUUUCCUCUGGCCCCUGUUCUAGCAUUUGUUAAUAAUCUAUUAGAAAUUCGUGUUGAUGCUUCCAAAAUAACACAAAGUUAUAGAAGGCCAGUUCCAAAACAAUCUGCUGGUAUUGGACCAUGGUUUGGAAUCUUACAGGCCACUACAUACAUUGGCGUAGCAACUAACGCAUUAGUCAUAGCAUUCACUAGUAACUUCGUGCAGAAAGAAAUUUAUAGGCAUUCAAAGGACUCUGCUCAUAGUGGAUUCAUCAAUACAACCUUAUCUGGUAAGGGAUUACGAAGUAUGAAUAACCGAAGAGCGGUGUGA